AUGGAUUCAGAAGUUUGUUCUCAUAUCGCUAGGUGGUUCUUGGUUAUCGUGUGUUACCAUGCAUGUACUAUACGGGCUGAUGAUGGCGAUGAGUUCAGUAAUAAUCUUUUCAGCGACCUCGCACCGCUUCUCGCACUAUUCGGUGAGCAGGUUGCAAAACAGUAUCUUAGCCAGUCAUUAUCAUGGCUUGAUUGUGUCAUUUUCGCUAUGGCCCCUCUCGGAAUAAUCACAGCUAUAGUAUCGGCUAUCCGAGUUGCGGGACCGGCCUGGCUAAGAGCUGCCAUAGGAAGGGCUCGAGAAGUUGAGCGUGAUGCCGAGCUAGAGGUCAUGUCUAGCACAUCUGAGGAUGUCUGCGAGCUUUGGAAUGGCAAGAGGGUUGUUCGAUUAUUUGGCCAGCCCAAAUUCACAGAGAUAUUUUGGUUGGAAAAAGUGGGUUCAGACUCACAGGUUCAAGUGUGUGGUGACGAGACAAGUCCCAGAGAAACAUCCGAUAGGGCGAGCGCGAGGACCCAAUCGCGCAUCAACAAAUUAAUGCGGAUAUUCAAAGAUAGUUUUGAAAGACGUCUUUUUGUGACGCCUGGGCACGAGACCAGCUUUGAAUUGAAACGCCUAAGCUUCGGGACAUCGAGGUUUAAAGGAUGGCGUAUGAAACAAGAAAAUCUGAAGGAAAUAGUACCAAAAAACCUGGUGGGUACCUUUUUCAGUGCUCGAGAGGCUCGAGAAAAUGGGUUCAUCUACCAAUCUCAAUACCCAGAGGCUAAACUUCUAUCCCUUGAAGACGCGGAAAGGUCAGAACCCACUGUUCUACCCCCAACAAAACCGCCUAAUAUUUCCCUAAAUCUUCUGGGCGAUCCAACUUCUAAAGUUGAACUGGCAUUCGUUGCCCUUAUAACCACUGUUUUACAACUGGGUGUGGUCGCAUUUCAAAUCGCAAUCACAUACCUCUCCCCACUUAAUCGAGGCUUUACGAAAGGAGGGAACCUACCACCAAGUUAUGCGUGCCCUCUCAAUGUGGCUGGAACAUUUCUUGUUAUAAUGGGAAUGUUUAUAUGUGCUAUGGUGGUCCAAUGGAAAUCAAAGGAGCACAUUUGCCAGGUAGUUGCAGACCAGCAGUUCGAUAGCUACUGCCUCUAUCAUCCAGAAAAAAGACGAAAGGUGGUCUAUUCGAAUUUAAACAACGGUUUUAAGACUCAAAGCUUUUGGACGAUCAUUGGAUCUUUCAUCUCUAUUAUGGGUUUCGUCCUCCAAUUUACCGGAUUGAGAGGCAUGAACUACUCAGCGAGUUUAGUCCAACUAGGGGCCAUAGCAAUCGCAACAGCCCUUCGGGUUAUGAUCAGGAGACCUAUCAGUGACAAACCAGAGACUAAAAAGCUUUGCAAUACCGACGUACACGAGUCGGCAGCAAAGAUUAUAACUAGCUGUACGAAUUGGCGUGUCAGAAAUUUGAUAGAUACCCCGCGUAGCUCAAUUGAAGAAUUUGGAGGGGACCUCGGCCUCGGAACCGUCGAUGCGAUGCGCAAGCUCCAGGAAAUUUCUCAGUGGCCACCGGAAAAUACGGCCAUGAAUAAAAGAGCAGAGUCCCUCAUUCGUGCGAUCCAAGGCGUCGUCCAGUACCUUCAUCAUUCCGACAUAGUACUAAGAGAGGAAGCCAAAAACGAAACGUCGUUCGAAUUCCGAAUCCCUGUUACUUAUAUUUCCAAAGGGGGACAGCUUGGAGAACCAAAAAUGGGUGUCAUCAAGAUUAAAAUGGAAAGAGGCCACAUGAGCCCAAGCAACAGCACCGGGUUCGAUUGGGAAAUUGAUCAGGCAGCGAUCAAAGCAGUUCUUAAAUUGUGGGCUUCUGGCCAAAAAGAAAACGAAGCAAAUUCCGAGUCCAGUGGUGCACGUGAGAGCUUGAUCCUCCUAGGACCUCGAUCGGAGCUCAAUAUCCUCGACUAUGAGAUGUUUAUUAGCUACAAGACCCCAUGUCUUAAGCUAGAAAAUGGUUUGGACGGCCUUGAAAAACUGGGGCUUUAUCUUCCCGAGAGCCGAGUGUUUGGAUAUGUUGGCACCGAUAGGGCAGAGGAGCACCUGGCUUGUAAAACCACUAUGGAUCUUCAUAGCCUUCAUGCAAGACAUAUCCUAACUUGCUGCUUAAAUCAAUUAUUUGCGAAGAUAAAAUAUUUGAAAGAGCAAACAAGAUGGGCUCGUAUAGUCUCUUCGUCUGAGAUGUCUGGCCCCAAGAAUAGGAACCUCCUACGAGUAUUCGAUGCAUUUUUCCAAGUAAUACAGGACGCAAAAGUGGCCGAGUCGACGGCUAUUCAGCCUCAAGUCUCCAUAGAAGAAGUCUUCCGUACUGUCAUUUAUGCAGUUAGGAGAUUUCGGGAGAAUAACCAUUGGCUUUAUGUUGGUGAUACUCUUUUCGGGUUUCUUCAGUGUUGCCACUUAGUCUUUGGCGAUGAACAUAAGUGGUCAAAGUUGGCACAUUUGCUCGUAUCUCAAAUUUGCCGCUCCAUUGAAGGCGAGAUAUAUCAUGAAAUCGGAUUUCAAGACGAAGGCGAUCGUAAUGGGGAAUAUUGGUAUAGAACUUGUUCAAACUGGACGAAGCACUUCCAGGAAGCUUUUGGGAGUCAGUCCUCUCUUGCUCGGGAGAUGUCUCUAAAUUCUGCUUUUCUCAGACCAAACGCCUCCCGGGCCACUGUGCCUGCAACUCUACCACAAGACGACCCUAAAACCAUAGCUAUAGAGCUUGCCUGGAAUGGGGAGCUUUUACCGAAAAAAGACUCUAUAACCGCAAUUCCCUCCUCGACAAAGUUUCCCACAGUUAAUAAAUAUCAAGGAUACCCCGAAGCACUUCAGAGGCUAGUCUGUGCGGAAGACCCUAGGGAGUCAUUUGAGGAUUUCAUCAAACCCGAGCCCUCCUUUGGAUCUGAGAUUACUGAAACCCGUGCUAGCUCUGAGACCAGCGUCUGGGAACGAGACUACUCUGAGACUAACGAAACCAAAGUCAAUUUCGAAUCAGUAUACGUAAUACAAGUGCUUAACGCCGCUGCUGAUUUGGGAAAUCCAAAACUAGUAGCCUUAUGCAUGGCAAAGCUCACGGACGCAUUCUCUAAAUCUAUCUUAUCAACUGAUAGCUUAGUAAUGGCCCUAAAAGUGGCGGCCUCCGCUGCUGUCAAAAGUCGACAUGGUGCCGUUAUCGACCUAAUGCUUUCUGCGCUGGGUGGGAAUAAAGCAAAACCACUAGAAGAGGCACUAGCUCCAUCAGGACUCAACUACUUACAGAAGUUCUUCAACCCUAGCCUUAGAAUGGCCUGUAAGAAUGGUGCUAUUGAGAUUGUACAUUUGAUCCUAAGCGGCGGAAUCGAUCCUAGGCUUGACGGGGAUUUUGAGUCUCAACCCCUCUACCUAGCUGCCCGUGGCGGCCACACUGACAUCAUAACCCUUCUUUUCUUCUAUGGUGUUCCAUCGAUAUGUGACGGGCCUGAAGGGAAAAACACAUUUUUGCACCACGCUGCUCGGUAUGGGAUGAAAAAAACACUUGAGUUUGUGGUUUCUUCAAAGUUAAACCUUCUCUCGCUGUUAUUCAUCCAAGAUGGUCAAGGAAAUUGCCCAGUGGAAACCGCUAUCAUUACCGGCAAUGAGCUCUUUGCGAUACAGGCAUUCGAGGCUAUGCUUAAAAAUCGGCAGCGGUACUUUGAAGAACCAAAACCAGAUGCAGGGAAGAACCACGGGCAAUCGCUUCUUCAUCUUGCGUGCACACAUGACCUCCCGGAGUUAGCAAAGGUUAUUAUCGCCUAUGGCUUUCAACCCCAUGUGGUCGAUGAACGAAAUUGUUCCGCUUUCCAAACAGCAGCAGCAUAUGGCAGCUGUCAAGUUGGCAAAGUGCUGCUUGAACACGACAAAAAGCGGUUCGUUUCGCAGAGUAUGAAUAAUUCUCCAAUACUAUUGGCUGCGGAACAUGACCGAACACUUUAUGUCAAGCUGCUGCUUGAAAAUGGUGUCGAUAUCGAAGUGCACGAUCUAGUGACCGGAUAUACUCCACUUUUAGCUGCUGCAGCUCAUGGAAGAGUCAAUACAAUCAAACUACUCCUCGAGCGAGGCGCUAAUAUUCUAGCAAAAGAUGGGAGAGGACGAACUUUCAUGCAGAUUUUAACUUUAUUCAGCACCCUAGGCCUGGAGGGCCUGGAUAUCAUUUUUUACAAACAUGAUGCAAACAAAGAGCGCUUAGAACUGCCCGACUGGACACUCGUGUUGACCGCGAUGGCCUCCGAUCUCCCCUAUACGAACCUUAUGUGGAUAUUCAAACGAAUCGAUAAUAACGGAAGGUCUCUACGCGAUCUAGUACCAGAUGCCAAGGCGGGGGGAAUAUUAUUAUCUACCAUGCUCAAGGACUUUAUGAUAUCUAGGCUCAACGAAACAGAGAAAUCCUUGACAAAUUUAUACUUUAAACCUUAUGCCAACGAAAUAAAACUUAUGCUCCCUGAGGCGCCGGCAGAUAUAAGCCAGGGUUUUAGCAAACGGUCAACUAGGGGGUUUGAGGAUUGUAUCGAUCUGGUUCUCAGGCUACUCAAAAGAAACGAUCCGAGUGCUGCCGCUUCAGCUUUAGACGAAAAGGUUUAUCAUGAUCUUUUAGUUUAUGCCGCGGGUACAGGGUGUGGGUAUGCUUGUGAACGACUCUUGAAAUACAUGAAAUUAAAUUCCCACAAGGAACAGCUUGAAAGAGCGCUCCAUCUAGCAUUCUACGGGGGCAGACUCGAUAUUGUUAAAAUCCUUGUCGAUGCUGGAAUUCAAACCAACAAAGCUUUCCAAGGAUCCGGUCUGACUCCGUUAUCCCUAUUUCUUCGAAUUGUAGCUGUCACUCGGAAAAACCAUGGGUACCGGUGGGAAACAAUUUCGUUCAACGAUAGUUUUGAUAUAGGGCCUGAGCCAUGGGGGAGUGAUAUCGAUCUUCUAGAAUGUUUAAAUCUUUUUCUUAGCCCUAAGAUGGAGGUUGCUCCCACCCCGGAAGAAUUAGAAGACGAGCAAUCUCUCCUCCACCUUGCGAUUAUGUGUAAAUCGCCAGAGGUUUUUGCCACGCUUGUGGCUUUUGGCGUAGAGAUCAAUCUUCCCAAGGGGGCUAAGCGACCAAUUCUACACUUUGCACUCUCAUAUAAACCCACAGACCUAAGCUGGAUACGGAUUCUCUGCCUAUACGGAAUCGAUGUUAACGACGUAGAUAGGAACGGGAAAACUGCCCUUUCUAUUGCGAUUGAGGACUCGAAUACGUUGGCGGCAGAAGCAUUAAUUUACAAUGGCGCAAAAUGGAGGCAACAGGAGACAACACCAGAACUCAUAGCAGCUAUUAAAUUUGGUAGCUCUUCCCAUUCGUUAUUCUCGUUUCUAUGCAAACGUCGAAAGAUGAAGAUGCUUGCGAAAGAGUAUCGGAAAUAUAUCAGCAGCCCCAUGGCAUAUGGCUCUAGUCCUAUACACAUUGCUGCAAAGUAUCAUAACGACGAGAUACUUGGGUUUCUUUGGUUGGAAGGGGCCGAUAUGCAUGCUAAAGACAAGCGAGGCCGCAAUGCCCUGAGCUACGCACUUGAAAGCCGAUCAACAAUGCAAUUGCUUUUAAACGUCUGCCGGGUUGACCCGAACGAAAGACAGUGUGAUCAAGAAUAUACCGCCGCCCAUAUAGCUAUCCGCACUAUCUUAGAUCCCAUACAAAUUGCAGAGACCCUGCAUGUUCUCUGGAAUUUCGGCGCAGACUUUAAUUUAAAAGAUAAAGCCGGUAACACACCAGCCAAUUAUAUCACCUUUGCUAGCCGACGCCCAAAAUUACAAAUCCGAGCCGUGGUACUACCUAGCAAGGAAACUUCAAAUGUAGCAUGGGAAGAAGACCUAGAUCUGAGUAGACAGUUGGAACAGGUGUUCGAUAAAUAUCGCUCAGGUGAUGGCGGGUAUUCAAGGAAAAAAUGA
Messenger RNA from Orbilia oligospora ATCC 24927, 5934 nucleotides. RefSeq lists its product as uncharacterized. Gene Ontology annotation, molecular function: protein binding. Lineage: Eukaryota; Fungi; Ascomycota; Orbiliomycetes; Orbiliales; Orbiliaceae. The coding region runs from base 1 to 5934 and encodes 1977 amino acids. The transcript is spliced from 4 exons. The record is from RefSeq and is a predicted model, not a curated record.